Molecule: messenger RNA, 3249 nt
Organism: Sphenostylis stenocarpa
Lineage: Eukaryota; Viridiplantae; Streptophyta; Magnoliopsida; Fabales; Fabaceae
Source: the annotation of a GenBank genome assembly
AUGGAGCUCGACCUCCGUUCAAUCCUUCACUCUCCCACCUCCUCGUCCUCCUCCGACGCCGACACCGAAGCCGACGCUCCUCACCGCACCAUUGAUGAUAUUCUCAACGACUGUGACACUUCCUCUUCCUCAUCAUCUCCACCUUCCUCUCCCUCUCACUCCCCUUCUUCACUCACCAAUUCUCAUCCCCAAAACCCCACUCUUCAACCAAAACCACUCCAACCCGCACUCGAUUCACUUUCUCGGGUCAAACCCGCCGAAUUAUCUGACCGCACACGCGUUUCGCGCCCGUUCUCUUCUCUAUUACAGGGCGUUCGGUCCAAUGCGAAGCCCGGCGCCGCGCUCGCUGCGGCAGCAGCGGCGUCUCGAUCCGUUCCCACGCCGCACGCGGCGGCGAUUAUUUCCAGAAGAAAAUCCGCGGCCGCGAUCAGCUCCGAGUCAAGUUCGAUCGCUGCCGCAGGCGACGAUUAUUCCGAUGUUUCUUCCAAAGGCGAAUUGGGUGAGCCUAGCGAGAAAUUCGAUCCUGUGCCGUGGAAAAUCGUGACUCAGUCUAGUGAAACUACUUCUGUUAACGGCGAACGUUUUGAGAGAGAUGUAGAAAUUGUCAACGAUUUGAAGGCUGAUAGUGCCGCUGACAAUCAGGUGCUUAGUGAUAGUGGUAAUGAUAAUGGUGAUGGUAAUAAUGACAGUAAUGGUAAUGAUAACGAUUCUUCUAUAGUGAGUGAGGAGAAGAGGAUUUUAGAUGAGGUUGACGGUGAUCAUGGGAAAGAUACGAGUUCUGCACCGUUUGAUGAUGAUGAUGAUGUUGAUGUUGGUGACUUGGAUGGGAAUGAUGGUGCUGAUGAGAGAAUCACAGCUACGGAUUCAGCUAUGGAAACAGAAGAAACGUUGAACAAUGGUAGCAGUUCUAUGGAAGAUGUUAAGAAUGAGAUGAAUGGUGGCGGUGGUGAUGAGGGUAGUUCAUUGGGUGAUAUUUCUGAGCUAGUGGAAGAGAGGCUUGAGGAAUUGGAAAGCAGAAGGGCUGCUAAGAGAGAAGAGAAGAAACGAGAGUCUUCAAUGAAACCACUUGAAUUGGCUGAAGAACUGGAGAAGAAGCGAGCUUCAACUGGUUCGUAUUUGGAAGAGGGUGCCGCUGCCCAGCCAAUGAGGCUGGAGGGCGUUCGGAGAGGGUCCACGACAUUAGGAUACUUUGAUGUUGAUGCUGAUAAUGCUGUCACGAGGGCUAUUUCGUCCCAAACAUUCAAGCGUGAGCAAGGUUCUGCCCGAGCCUUGGCAGUGCAUGCUAAUUAUAUUGCAGUAGGAAUGUCAAAGGGGCUCAUUGCUGUCUUUCCCAGUAAAUAUUCCAUUCAUCAUGCUGACAACAAUGAUGGAAAGAUGUUGAUGCUUGCUGUACAAGGUGAUCGGUUGCGUGCUGCAGUGACAUCCAUGUCUUUCAAUCAACAAGGAGACCUUCUUUUAGCUGGUUAUGGUGAUGGUCAUCUUACCCUGUGGGAUGUACAGAAAGGUGUCGUGGCAAAAGUUAUUAGUGGUGAGCAUACAGCACCAGUAGUACAUACCUUAUUUCUAGGACAAGAUCCUCAGAAUACUCGACAAUUUAAAGCAGUUACUGGUGAUUGUAAGGGUCUGGUUCUCUUGCACAUUAUCUCAGUGGUUCCUUUGGUUCCUUUGUUUAGUAGAUUCUCAAUCAAAACUCAGUGUCUUCUUGAUGGACAAAGUACAGGCUUGGUGCUUUCAGCUUCACCACUCCUUUUUGAUGACUUCAGUGGAAGUGCUUCACCUUUUUCUCAGGGAAACACCUCAGCCCCAGCCAGCAGUAUAAGCAGCAUGAUGGGUGUUGUUGGAGGAGAUGCAGGGUGGAAACUCUUCAAUGAAGCCCCUUCUAUGGUGGAAGAAGGUGUGGUUGUAUUUGUAACCCAUCAAACUGCAUUGGUGGUACGGCUGAGCCCUACAUUGCAAGUCUAUGCUCAACUCUCUAGGCCUGAUGGGGUUCGGGAGGGUUCUAUGCCAUAUACUGCAUGGAAAUACAUGACACAAGCACAUAGUUCUACUGAAAAUAUGUCUGCAGAAGCUAUUGAAAGAGUUUCAUUGCUUGCAAUUGCCUGGGAACGGAAGGUUCUAGUUGCAAAGUUGGUUAAAUCAGAAUUAAAAGUAUAUGGAAGAUGGUCUCUGGAAGGUGCAGCUAUAGGUCUAGCAUGGUUGGAUGAUCAGAUGCUGGAAGUUCAAACUUCGAGUGGACAUCUGUAUUUAUUUUCCAAGGAUGGAACUGUGAUUCACCAAACAAGUGUUGCCGUAGAUGGUAUUGGAGGAGAUGAUCUAGUCUCUUAUCAUACUCAUUUCAUCAAUGUAUUUGGAAAUCCUGAGAAAGCUUAUCAUAACUCUAUUGCUGUAAGAGGAGCUUCUAUUUAUAUACUUGGUCCAACACAUCUUCUUGUUUCUCGUCUUCUACCUUGGAAAGAGCGCAUUUCUGUUUUGCGGAAAGCAGGUGACUGGAUGGGUGCCUUGAACAUGGCAAUGACUCUUUAUGAUGGUCAUGCGCAUGGGGUUAUUGACCUUCCUAGAACCAUGGAUGCCGUACAUGAGGCCAUAAUGCCCUUCUUAGUGGAGUUGCUUACAUCAUAUGUUGAUGAAGUGUUCUCCUAUAUUUCAGUGGCAUUCUGCAACCAAAUAGGUAAACAGGACCAAUCGAAUGAUUUAAAUAGUAGAAGCAAUUCAGUACAUGGUGAGAUAAAGGAGCAAUACACUCGUGUUGGUGGGGUUGCUGUUGAAUUUUGUUGUCAUAUCAAACGGAUGGACAUUCUUUUUGAUGAAAUUUUCUCUAAGUUUGUGGGUGUUCAACAGCGAGAAACAUUUUUGGAGCUUCUGGAGCCAUAUAUUUUGAAAGACAUGCUUGGAUCUCUACCUCCUGAGAUUAUGCAAGAACUGGUAGAGUAUUAUAGUACCAAAGGGUGGUUACAGCGGGUUGAGCAAUGUGUACUUCACAUGGAUAUAUCAUCCUUGGAUUUUAAUCAGGUUGUCAGAUUAUGCCGGGAGCAUGGACUAUAUAGUGCCCUGGUGUAUGUCUUCAAUAAAGGAUUAGAUGAUUUUAGGGCACCUCUGGAGGAGCUGUUUGCUGUCUUACAAAAUAGCCAAAAGGAAAUUGCUACUGCACUUGGGUAUGCUUCCAUGUCUAUUAUUCCAGCAUAUCCUUAUUUUGCUUUCUCUAUAUCCAUGUAUGCCAAAUCAAUUGAGAAAGCCAAUAUGGAUUUGUGA